UCUGCGUUGCAACGUAAAAGCACAACAGAACAAACACAAAGCAUUUUCCUAAGCAAUCUUCCAUUGAAGAAGGCGAGAAACGGAGAAAGAUUUCACAAAGCAAACAUGAGUUUUCUAUUUGGAAAGAAGAAAACACCUGCAGAGCUUCUGAGAGAAAAUAAGAGGAUGAUAGACAAGUCAAUUAGAGAAAUAGAAAGGGAAAGACAAGGUCUUCAAGCUCAAGAAAAGAAGCUGAUCGUCGAAAUUAAGAAGAAUGCUAAACAAGGGCAGAUGGGAGCUGUGAAGGUAAUGGCGAAAGACCUUAUACGAACAAGACAUCAAAUUGAAAAGUUUUAUAAACUUAAAUCACAACUGCAGGGUGUGGCCUUAAGAAUCCAGACAUUGAAAUCAACUCAAGCAAUGGGGGAGGCCAUGAAAGGUGUCACACAGGCAAUGGGCCGGAUGAAUAGGCAGAUGAACUUGCCAUCAUUGCAGAAGAUAAUGCAAGAGUUUGAGAGGCAGAAUGAAAAGAUGGAAAUGGUUACUGAGGUGAUGGGGGAUGCUAUUGAUGAUGCUUUGGAAGGAGAUGCAGAAGAAGAAGAAACAGAAGAGCUUGUAAAUCAAGUGCUCGAUGAGAUUGGAAUUGAUAUCAACAAUGAGCUUGUCAAUGCACCCUCAGCUGCUGUCUCUGCACCAGCUGCAAAAAACAAGGUCGCCCAGGCUGAAGCAACUGGGACUCAUGAAGAAAGUGGGAUAGAUGACGAUUUACAAGCAAGAUUAGAUAAUUUGAGAAAGAUGUAAUUUUGGAGAUGAUGGUAAAAGAUAGCUUUUCUUUGGCUAUAUAUCCAACAUUGGUUAUGUAACACUUGUGUUUGAAUUGCAUAGUUGGUAUAUUAUUAGCAAAAGAAUUAGAUUUCUUUUUGUAGAUAGUACGUUUUAAGCUUCUGGUAUAUUUUACAUUUGCAAGGUUUGAUACUAAUGUAAAGACUUUCGUGUAUCCCAAUAAACAUGGAGUGAUGACAGCAUUUUAAUGGAAAUUCUCUCCAA
Molecule: messenger RNA, 1026 nt
Organism: Jatropha curcas
Lineage: Eukaryota; Viridiplantae; Streptophyta; Magnoliopsida; Malpighiales; Euphorbiaceae
Product: vacuolar protein sorting-associated protein 2 homolog 1
Biological process (GO): vacuolar transport
Source: RefSeq, a predicted model, not a curated record